This is a messenger RNA of Psilocybe cubensis, 1395 nucleotides long. RefSeq lists its product as uncharacterized. The record is from RefSeq and is a predicted model, not a curated record. The transcript is spliced from 6 exons. Gene Ontology annotation, biological process: cell integrity MAPK cascade; protein phosphorylation; regulation of fungal-type cell wall organization. Lineage: Eukaryota; Fungi; Basidiomycota; Agaricomycetes; Agaricales; Agrocybaceae. Gene Ontology annotation, molecular function: MAP kinase kinase activity; ATP binding. Bases 1 to 1395 code for a protein of 464 amino acids.
AUGGGCCCUCGCAGCAUAAACCGGACGGCGUCCCCAAUGCCCCCACCCGUCGUUCUCACCUCAGACGCCACCACCCUCGUUCCCCGACGCCCUGCUCCUUCUCGGCCUUCUCUCUCCCUCUCUCCCCCUUCCAACCAGUCUGAGCAGCCGCGAUCCGUAACCCCCACCCCAAGCCUCUCUAUUCCUCGCCCCAAGCUUGCCCUCCCUAAGAUCAAGCUCGAGAUCAAUGCAACUCCCGGCGGUGGCCCUCUUUUUGAGAGUUAUGCUGGCGGCCCUGGUGGCCCCGCCCUUCAGCCAGAUGCGCAUCCAGAGGACAAGACAGUCCGUCCGGAGUCUAUGACAGUGAUACCGGCCCAGCGCCAAGCAGAAACCUUCGAUAACCUGCGCGAUCUUGUCACUGAGCUGGAGGCAAUUCGCACUGGACUCCCAUCUUCUGCACCAACACCGGCGUCGAUCGUGCCAGAAGAGUUCUCUGAUGCCAUCUUUGAGGAACUUGGCCGACUUGGGGAGGGCGCCGGUGGUGCCGUUCACAAAGUGAGGCAUAAGCCGUCAGGCGUGAUCAUGGCCCGUAAGACCAUUACUACGUUGGAGGCACCCAGAAAACAGCUCGAGCGAGAGCUGUCUAUUGCAGCGACGGCCAAGCACGUCAAUAUUAUCCAGUGGUAUGGCGCAUAUAUGUCACCAUCAUCUAGUGAAGUCAAGAUCCUCCUGGAAUAUGGUGAAGGCGGGAGUUUAGAGGCUGUUGGCAAGCGUAUCAAAGAGCGAGGGGCAAUCGUUGGAGAGAAGAUCGUCGGUAGAUUGGCUGAAGGAAUCAUGCAAGGCCUGGCAUAUCUUCACACAAAAAAGAUUAUUCACCGCGACAUCAAGCCAUCGAACAUUCUCUUGUCCAGGGAGGGAGUCGUCAAACUCUGUGAUUUUGGUGUAUCCGGUGAACUCGUCAAUUCGCUGGCUGGUACAUUCACUGGAACUAGUUUCUACAUGGCGCCCGAACGAAUCUGCGGGCACGAAUACACCAUUCGCUCGGAUGUCUGGUCCACGGGAAUUUCUCUCCUCGAACUCGUCCAAAACCGAUUCCCCUUCCCUCCUGAUCUUCCACCAAUCGAAUUAAUGAUGUACAUCACCACAGGAGAGCCACCCCGACUCGAAGAUGAACCCGGUGUGCAGUGGAGCGAUGAAAUGAAAGAUUUCAUCAAGUUGACCCUUACUGUAGAUGCUACGACACGUCCCACGCCGAGAGAUAUGCUUGAUCAUCCAUGGAUCAUCAACAUCAUGAAGCACGACUACAACAUGAGCAGAUGGAUUCGACAAGUUUGGGGGUGGCCAAAAUCAAGUCGACGGUCAAGGGAUGAGUCCAGCCUUUCCAGGCCCGGCACCAGCAAUGGCGAACCCAGAUAA